Messenger RNA from Aspergillus pseudonomiae, 1930 nucleotides. RefSeq lists its product as uncharacterized. Gene Ontology annotation, cellular component: membrane. Lineage: Eukaryota; Fungi; Ascomycota; Eurotiomycetes; Eurotiales; Aspergillaceae. The coding region runs from base 274 to 1815 and encodes 513 amino acids. Gene Ontology annotation, molecular function: glycosyltransferase activity. The transcript has a single exon. The record is from RefSeq and is a predicted model, not a curated record.
CCUGAGUGCUCCACUGCCACUCGGCUCCACUGUUCUUGUUAAAAAUUGCCCAGAAAAUUCGAGACAGAAAAAAAAAGGGGGGGUCUAUGCGCGAUGCUCAUCCGGUUGAGACUUUCAGCCUCACUCCAUUGGAACAUGACCAUUGCGAGCUAUUCUAAUAAUAUGAUUGUUGCUCAGCAGGAGUCUCGUGGAACUUUUUCUUUGAAAAGUCCGCGAGACGCUUUCUUCAUCCCCGGCCAUGCUGGCUGAAUAAGUCUAGCAUACACACUCACUAUGGCGCGAGUUUUGUUUCAUAGAGAGAACCGCAUAGUCCCCUUGGGGAUUAUGAUCUUUGUCCUGUUCCUGUUCUUCUAUCAUCUGGACUUGGAACAUAACGACCCAGUGAUUGUUCACGGUCUUCCUGAUCUCCCACAGGAUCUAUCCUCCCGGCAAUCGCCGCUCAAGGAGGAGUCAAAGCAACAGCCACUGCCCUCUGCCCAGCCUUCUCCCUCCGCGGUCCCUGUUGCCCCUCUUACUCCUUCCUCCGAUGAGCAGGAACCGAGCACCCGUGCCCAGGAGAGGCCGAAACCCAAGCAAAAACCAAAAAAACAACCAAAACAAUAUGGCCAGUUGAGUCCAGAUGAUGUCGUGCUCCUCUUCAAAACCGGUGCCUCCGUGCUAUGGAGACGACUACCAAUUCACCUGUCCACCAGCUUCGAGCCCAGCCGUAUCCCCGCUGACAACGUCAUCAUCUACUCCGACUACCCCGAGACCAUCGGUUCAUGGCAAGUCAUCGACGUCCUGGAAAACUCCACCGAGACGGUACUGAAAACGGACAACUACGAACCAUACCGUCAGCAGCCCGACUAUGAAGCGCGACAGGUCUACGCAGAAAUGGCCAACGUAGAGGGCGACGGGAAUGGCCCCGCCGGUGGCUGGAAACUCGACAAAUACAAGUUCCUGCCCCUCAUCCAACACGCGGGCCGCGCAAAGCCGGACGCGAAGUGGUACAUUUACAUUGAAGACGAUGGAUACAUUUUCCUGCCCAACUUGCUCCUCCACUUGGAGAAGUUCUCGUGGCAGGAGCCGUGGUACUUCGGCGGUCUUGCCUGGAAACACGGCGAUUACUUCGCCCACGGUGGUGCGGGUUUCGUGCUCUCGCGGGGUGCGUGGGAGCAGAGCUUCGGCCUGGAAGAGGACAUGGUCACUAAAUAUGCCGAUUUUACGGAGGCCCAUGGCUGCGGUGACCACGUUCUGGGCCAUGUCAUGCAGGAUUAUGGUAUUAAUUUCGGCCAGAUCCAUGGCAAGUCGGAGUAUUCCUGGGGUUUCAACCCAGAGCCGCACUGGGGCGGUUGGUUCCGGCGCGCGAGCUGGUGCUAUCCUCUCUACAGCUGGCAUCAUACGCACAGUAAGGAUGUAGCGCGGCUCUACAAUUUCGAACAGAGCUGGGAUUUCGAAAAGAAGGGCCAGAUGAGGUACCGCGACUUCUUCAAGGCCAUGAUCGAGCCGUACAUGCGUCGUCGGGUAGAAUGGUGGGACAACCAAUCCUCCCGCUAUGAGCUUCGAUCGGACAAUGUCGCCGACGCGCAGCCUCCCGAGGGAGUGUCGAAGCAAAUCUGGCACGGUGCCUGGAAGUCGGUGGAUGCCUGUGAGGCUGCCUGUGUAGCUUGGGAGGGAUGCGUCCAGUGGACCUUCUACGAGGACCAGUGUCGCAUGGAUGAAAACUUCAUGCUUGGCAUGGGUAUCCCUGUCGGAGAUCUUCGUCGCCAGACGUCUUUGCCUAGAACUAGUGGAUGGUUGCCUCAGCGCGCGGAGAAAUGGGUCUGUGAUGCCUAGGUAUUUUACGUAUUUGAUCCCUAGUGCUUCGUAUAUAGUAAUGCAAGAUAUAUUUGGUAUGAAACAAGUUUGUCUUAGACACCAAGGCUAAUAUCUGUGAAUCUUAAUAUUAAAU